Molecule: messenger RNA, 1146 nt
Organism: Enterobius vermicularis (human pinworm)
Lineage: Eukaryota; Metazoa; Nematoda; Chromadorea; Rhabditida; Oxyuridae
Source: the annotation of a GenBank genome assembly
AUGUGGGUAGAUCCAUUUUUGAAUCAGCUGCGAGAAGCGUCAUGGCCUCAUUGGUUGGAACCCUACGUAGAGGUUUUGCUGUUGUGGAUAUCCUGGGCUAUUGAUUAUGUCGAUUGGGAUUACUUGGAGUAUCUUACUUGGUUGUUCCUUCCUUUAUUUCUCUGCUUUUUAUUACCAGUAAUUUUGCUGCUAUUCAUAUAUGGCUGUGCUAUUUUCUUACACGUUUACGGGCUACGAAACCGAAUACGUGAAGCGUAUGCGGAUAGUAUCUGGGAUGGUGCAAGAAUCAGUGUUGCAUCAUUUUGGGAUGCGGUUGGCCAUAUAUGGCAUGGUUAUGAAAUUGAUGGUCUUGAAUAUAUACCAGAUAAAGGUUCAGCAUUAUUGGUAUAUUAUCAUGGAAAUUUACCUCUAGACGUUUAUUACGUUAUUGCCAAAUGCUUAUUACACAAAAAACGCACUCUUCACUGCGUUGGUGACAAGUUCAUUUUCAAGAUUCCUGGAUGGGGUAAAAUGUGUAAAAUUUUCUGUGUAAUUCCUGGUACACGAGAAGAUUGCAUUGAACUUCUAAAUAAUGGCCAUCUGUUAUGUAUUGCUCCUGGUGGCCUUCGAGAAGCUCUAUUCUCAGAUCCUGCACGUUAUAACCUUAUGUGGGCAAAAAGGCUUGGGUUUGCUCGCGUAAUCGUUGCUACUAACACGGUAGUUAUACCAAUGUUUACCGAAAAUUGUCGAGACGCGUUUCGAACUCCGACUUGGGGAAGAAAGAUGCUUCGUUGGAUUUAUGAAAAAACUCGGUUGCCUCUUUGUCCUAUCUAUGGAGGUUUCCCAGUUAAAAUGAUCACACAUCUUGGGGAGCCAAUCAGAUUUCCAGAAGGUGUUACUCCCGAAGAUGUUAGGAAAAGAGUAAAACAUGAAGUAAGAGGUUUGAUCAUUAAACACCAACUCCUACCUGGUAGUAUUCUACGAGGCAUUAAGCAGAGGUUUUAUGACAAGCGAACUGCAAAACAGGAUAUUUUGCUUAGAAAUGUACGGGAAAAUGAGGCAGCUAAUGAGGAAUUAGGACAAAUUUCAGAAAGCAGUUUUAAUAACUCAGGAUGCGUACUCGAGAACACCGCUGUUGUGAAUGGCAUUAUUCGCAGGACUCCUUAA